Molecule: messenger RNA, 2376 nt
Organism: Plasmopara halstedii
Lineage: Eukaryota; Oomycota; Peronosporomycetes; Peronosporales; Peronosporaceae
Product: Protein of unknown function DUF900, hydrolase-like
Exons: 7
Coding region: 1-2376 (791 amino acids)
Source: RefSeq, a predicted model, not a curated record
AUGAGUAUAGAGCUAUUCCGAGUGCUGCAAAGCUAUAAUCAAGGAACAUGGCAAACUCAGCACCAUUUGCAGACCUCUGCCACCAAGCGCACACUGCUUCGGUCCAUGGACGCCAGCCUCGUGGCGAAUGAGAUAUCACUCCCUGGUAGCUAUCAUGACUCAUCGUCGCUUUCUAGACCCGAAGUGGAGCCUACAAUGCGCUUAGCAGAUGUGCUAAAUGGCCCCGAGCAGUUUAAUUUUCACCAGUCUUUUGGGGUCAUGACAGGACGCAGACUACAGCGUCGAUAUCAAGGCGUGUAUCAACGGUACUCCUUCAUGACGCAACUAGUAACGUGGCUCGUUAUCAUAACCAUUGUGGUCUUCGUCAUACUUGCUGCAAACGAAUCAGCGUCCAAUAGCAAUCUAAUGUCCCAAUCUAUUAAUUUUUGGUACUUUGCGGUGAUCGUUGUGGUCUUGUACAUCCUCGUGCAAUUGACAUUAAUUGUGCGAUGGAUCAUAUAUUGGAUUAUCCUGGCUGAGUCGCUGACAUAUGCAAUCACAGGCAAUCUUUUUGUGAUGUAUUGGAUCGAUAAUCAUGAAGUCACUGACUCCGACAAACAAGUGCGUUUUGUCAUGAUUAUUAUCCUCUCCUCUGUCGAAGUGAUUACAGUGAUGGCUUAUUGGCUCACGCAUUAUGUGUACCCGUGGCUGGUUUUGCGUCAAAAGUUUGAUCUUGUAAAUUGGUGGAAUAUUAAAGCAGGAGAUGAGACAAAUACGCUGACGUACCUGUCGAAAGCUCGGUUUUACACUAGAAAACGUAGUGUUAUUAAGUAUUGUGGCGGACUGAACGCGCUUGGUCAGCCACAUGGCUACGGAAUGUGGACAGACACGUCAUACCAUGGCGAAAGAUUGACGGGUCAGUGGGAAAAUGGCAAUCCAAUUGGCCCCUUUCGUAGUUUUGAGCAUGGAAGUGGAUACUCUUUUGUAAACAUUCGUGUUGGGUUUUGUCACAAUAGGGCGGAAAAGUCCUCGUCAAAGGUUUAUUUCUUUCCGAAACAUUCGGAAAAUGGGCUUAAUUGGGGUGUUGCAAGCGUAGAAUGUUCCGUGUCCGGUGGAUUUUUUAAAUACCUGCCUGCAGUGACACACUUGACUCCUUCGGACGAAAACAAGGCACCUAAAAAUGCGGCCGAAUGUCUUUCGGUACUAAGGACUCCAACAGAUGGUGUCGUGUUUAACCAUAAGGAUGAUAAAGCAAUGGAUCUGAACCAACAUUGCGAUGAACGCGCUACGAGACGGCAUCUUUUUCGGGAAAAGUCGUCCCCUGUUCUUCAUCUUAGCAACAAUGACGAACGCAAAGAGGCUCUGAUCUUGUUGCACGGCUACAGCUGUGCUCUGGACUAUGGUAUUCAGCGUCUGGCACAGCUACUUGCGCUCGGAGAUUUCCCCUCUUACAUUCACCCAUUUGUGUUUAGCUGGCCUAGCGGUGGUGUGCUCGCAUUUUUUCAAGCCAAGGAAGUUGGCAGUGAAGGAGAACGUACAGCUCACGAUUUUAUUCUCUUUUUACAAAGCUUGAUCGAUGCGGGAUACACUAAGCUAAACAUUAUUGCGCACUCAAUGGGAGCGCGAGUAUUCUUUAGCUCAUUAAACAAGGGACUCUUUGACAGAGUAUUUUUGCCCGCAGAGAGCGAUGUCAAUGCAGAUGUUACCCCAAAGAGAAUGAGGCUUUCCACUUUGACUUUGUGUAACCCAGAUUACGAUCGCAAUGAGUUCGUGAAGUAUGGAGGAAGUUAUGAUCGUGCACGGUAUUUCUGCAAUCACUUCACGCUAUACGCAGACAGUUUGGAUGGUGCACUCUUCUACUCUGAAUUUUUGUUGAAAAAGUCUAUUACAGGUCCACUCAACUAUUCGCUUGGGAGGCGUGGACACAUGAUUCAUCGAGAUUUAGAAGAUGAUAAGCCGACCGAGCGGUCUGAUUCGCUAUUUCCUGACUUGCAGCACAAAGACUUAUCUCCACCUCAAGAUUUGGAUUUAGCUUUUGCAGCUGUGAAUCGGCGAGCAAAUUAUCCUGGUUUGACUCUGUUUGCAUACAACCGCAGCAGGACGCAGCUUAUUGAUAAUGGAUCAGCACCGUAUGGCAUGACUAGGAGCACUACCUUUAAAGAAGAUACCCCGGCACAUUAUCUUGACAUGGAUGUGAUCGACACGACCUGGAUGGAUAACAAUGUGCAUGCAAUCCGACACAAUUACUUUAAUCUCAACCCGACUAUUGUCGACGACCUUCGACACUUGAUCGUAUUGAAAAAGCGAGCUGGAUCUCGCCCUGGUUUAUUGAAAACUACAUCUGCUGAGAACGUCUACAUUUUCCUUGUUGCACCCUCGCAUGUUAAAAACAAGUAA